AUUGCAAUUCCCUCCUAGCAUCCCCACACGACACAGGUCUCACAGGCGACAGUAGCAAUUUAUAUUUGUGUAUAUGUGUGUGAGACAGUGAAAAGCAUCAGAUACCAUGACUAUUAGAAACACUCUCCGGGAUCAUGGACAGAGGUAUCGACCACGGAUGGCUUGCCUCAAGAAGGCGGAGAAGGUGAUGCUGGAGAUGCAGGACCCCAAAACAGGAGUGAAGUCGCAGCCUCAGAGACUUGUUAUCACAACAAUACCGCAUGCUAUUACUGGUGAAGACAUAAUUGCGUGGUUAGCAGACAGAUUCCAGAUAGACACACAAGAGGCGAAGAACUUUGGCUCUAUGCUCGUGGCGUUAGGAUACAUCUACCCUCUACAAGACCACAAACGUUUAGUGAUCAAACAAGAUGCAUCCCUCUACCGCUUCCAGACACCGUAUUUCUGGCCCACACAGCAGUGGCCCGUAGAUGAUACAGAUUAUGCAAUUUACUUGGCGAAAAGAAACAUACGUAAGAAAGGCAUCCUGGAGCUGCAUGAGCAGGAGCAGUAUAACCGCCUUCACAAGUGGAUGAAUCAUAAAUGGGAUUUCAUAGUGAUGCAAGCUAAAGAACAGUACAGAGCUGCAAAGGAGAGAAAGAAACCGGACCGUGUGGUGUUUGAGUGCCAGGAGAGGGCCUACUGGGUGGUUCACAGACCUCCGCCAGGGACAGUGAGUGCCAUGGACUAUGGACUGGACCGACGAAUAGAUCCAAACGCAGAUGAGGAAAAAACACCCGACGUUUACGAGAGAAUCAUGAUCUUUACUCAGCAGUCCAUCAUGAGGCCCAGAGUGAAGUCAUCUGUAUCCAUUGGCGCAUUAGUGAAGUACUGUGCCACCUAUAUCAGCCACGACCCUUUCCUCUCCAAGUGUCUUCCCAGCAACCCCUGGCUCACUGAUGACGUCACAUACUGGACUUUGAACAUGCCCAAUGUGGAAAUACCAACUAAAAUGCGUGUGGAGAGGUGGACGUUCAGCUUUGGAGAGCUGCUGUCAGACCCUCGAGGACGAGAUGAUUUCAGACUCUUCCUUAAGAAAGAAUUCAGCGGUGAGAACUUGGCAUUCUGGGAGGGGUGCGAAGAUCUGAAGUGGGGUACUGCUGCGACGAUGAGAGAGAAAGCAGAGCAGAUCUACAAGACAUUCUUGGCACGUGGUGCACCCCGAUGGAUCAACAUCGAUGGAAAGACCAUGGAAAUCACUGUGAAAGGCCUGAAACACCCACACAGAUAUGUCCUGGACGCAGCCCAAACUCACAUCUACAUGCUCAUGAAGAAGGACUCAUACGGCCGGUACAUGAAAUCUCCAGUGUUCAAGGAUACAAUGAAAAAGGCCAUCUGUCCUGAGGAGCACAAGUUCUCUGAUUCCCAGUUGGAGCAGAAUGCAAAGAACAGACGGCCCAGUCUCAGCCCCAUCAUCCUACGGCAGCAGGAGCAGGAGCAGAGGGCCAAGAUGGCCGCCAAUGUUGACAUCACACAGGUCAUGAGCAAACUCAGCAAGCAGGGCAAGGAGGCGCCUCCUCCUCCUGGUCCUAAUAAGAAAUGAACACAAACAUUAUGUUCAGUUAUCUUUCAGAUAAAUCGGGAUUAGGAUUUUUAUUUUAUUUUGUUUUAUUAAAUUAUUUAGUGGAUUAAUUUAAAUAGACACCAGAGUUUAUUUGUUAAUGAUAAUGUUUACAUUUUAAUGCCAUUUUAGUUUAGGUUUAAAGCUGCUAAAAUCAAUAUUUUUAAAAUAACAUUAGAUCAAAUGAGUGGUUUAUGCUGAAAGGGGUUGCUGACAAGCCCAUUAUUAUAGGAUUAUAUCCUUAGGGAGGUUAAGGAGCUUAAUAGCAUCUUUCAGCUCAUUCUUUUGGUUUUAAAGCCUGCAACUUUACUGUUUGCUCAUUCUCUCUGCUUUUAUAAUAUUGUUUUUGGCUGCACCAGGCAGCUGUUUUCUGUGGAAAAGUCCUAAAAACCCAUUAUACACUACAUUCUCACACAGCAGACACGGUGUGCAACUAGCUGGUGAAUACAGUGCAGCAUUUAGCAGCUAAAGCCACAUAUUUUUCUCAGAUGUUGGUAGAGGCCUAACACAGAGCUAAAAGGAGAGUGUAUAUUGGAGCUACAUUCAGCAGACAUUCAGAAACAUGACUCCAAAUAAUAGCUAGUGUUGUCUCAUGUCUGCUGGAUGUGUAAAUAAGAAACUGUUCAUUAUCUGAAAGGGUGAUAACAUGUUAGCUUGUUAUUGGCCAUAAGUGGCCAAAAGUGGAACUGUUGCAGGUUUAAUGAUAUUCAAACAUCCACAGACACACAUAUCCAUACUAAUGUCAAAGACUCAUACAGAUCUAUUUCCAAUGUGAUGUUCAGUGGAAGAAAAUUCUUUGUUGGCUGUUGUUUCUGCCUCAAAUUGCCACAAAAAAGAUCUACCAAACCUGACCCUAUAAACCGCUGUCAUGUUGAUGUUUGUAUUGCUUCAGAAAGCACAAAAAAAUAAAAUAAACUUGAGUCAUUGGGAAUGGGAACGUGCAAAACUGAAUAUGCAGUCGUAAUUUAUUUACAUAAAAUGCUAAGUGCUAAAUGCUAAAUAUGCACAUUAUGCAGUAGAAGCUUAAAGAGUAAACUAAUAUGAGAGUAUUUUAAAUGGUCACACAACUUAAAAAAAACAAUGCACAAACAUUUUCCCACUUACCUGUCAUAGCCAUGCUGCACACACUGUCAUUUUGGUUUCCAUGCACUCGCCCAGGUUUUGAAAAAUUUGCCACGAAUAAAAUGUUUUUACCUGGCAAAUGUCUCCAAACUCUGGACUAAUAAAAUCACUAUGAGAAGUAGUGGUUUUGUCAUUUAGAUGAAGUGAGCCUUUAAACACAUACUCAGUUACACAGGUGUCCAAGUCAUGUUCAGAACUGCCUACAGGCAUUAAACAAAUGGCCAUGUUUGGGACAUCUGUUACCAACUGUUACAUUUCUGUCCAUACAAGUUGUAGCUGGUGUCUGUCAUGUUAUUUAUCUAAAUACACGUGUUGUCCAUCUUCACUCAUAGACUGUAUGUUUAUAUGUGUAUUAGUAUACUACUGUAUCUUUUCUUUGUCAUCAGUCAUAAGCUAAUAAAACAUCCACAAACCAC
Messenger RNA from Micropterus dolomieu (smallmouth bass), 3135 nucleotides. RefSeq names its product regulator of G-protein signaling 9-like. The coding region runs from base 107 to 1579 and encodes 490 amino acids. The record is from RefSeq and is a predicted model, not a curated record. The transcript has 17 exons. Lineage: Eukaryota; Metazoa; Chordata; Actinopteri; Centrarchiformes; Centrarchidae. Gene Ontology annotation, biological process: regulation of G protein-coupled receptor signaling pathway; intracellular signal transduction; G protein-coupled receptor signaling pathway.